AUGACUUGUUACGCGGCGUUUCCACCACCACCGCCGUGUAAAACGAAUACAGUCCCCCCUACCCCUCGAUUCGCUAAUGCGGUCUGGAAUGAGAAGAAGAAGAAGCAAACACACACGAGAAGAUACGACGCAUCGCAUUCGCUUGAUAAUGACGAUGAUAACAAAGCACUUCCGACUGCAAAAACUACUAUAAGACAUCACGUCACUUAUUUUUCUUGGCUAGAAGCCAAAAUUUCUUGGGAUGAGAGGGGAUUAGGAGUUCAAUUCUUCGAGUCGAUCAACCCUCGAACGGACUUCAAGACCAAUGAGGACCUCGAGGAUUACCUCUACCAGAAGUCGUGCGAAAUUCAGCCGAAAGGAGCCGAGGUGCCGAACACUGACUUGAAACCCAAGCACACGUCUUCGACGCUCCGCUCCCCUGGAAUCAAGCCACCAAAGGCCGCGAAUCACUACUUGGCCAACCACCCGAUUGGAUUGGGACAUCUCUCGCACUCCCAGCACUCUCACUCGGCGCCGCACGCCAUGUCUUCUGGAGCGACGUCUUCUGGGCAUCAGUCGAGUACGGUACCCAGCACGCCGGUCACGAUACAUGAGACGAAGCGGAGCAUGUCGCAGACGCAAGCGUCCGAUCAUCAAAAAAUUCCUGUCCUCCAACCACCACCACUGCUACCCCGCUCUCGCUAUCAGCCACCACCACCACUCAACCCUCUGGACGUUCCACCAACGACUCAAGCUCCAAUGCCACCUGCGCCAAAGUCUGGAUCGAUUAUGAGUCAGGCAUCGUCGCCGACAAGCAGCUCGACGACGCCAAGCUCGGCGCCAGGACCAGCACCGAAGCUUCAUCCAAGACGUGGUGUUCCCCAGCCAAUGUCUCCAUUGGCAAAGUCUCCAUUGACACCGUCGAGAGACAACGCAUCUCCGUCGGCCUUCCAGUUCCCGGUUGUCUACGAUUCGGCACCCCCACCACUUCCGCCGCGACCAUCCGCCGCCUCCUCAGAUGGCACAUCGCCAAGCACGUCGUCAGUCGCUUCCAAAGAGAAUCAGGAGCAGUUGAGAGUGAUCUUCGAUCGCGAAGAGUCCCAUUCGCCAACCGUCCGUCUAUCGGUACCACUGCCGCCGGCACUUCCUCCACCGAGAGGAUCCGCCGUGUUCCGCGCGCCACCACCGUUGCCGCCAAAAUCGGGCCGCCACAACUCGAACAGCCCCACCACACCAUCAUCCGCGGACCCGUUCGACGAUCCAACAUCCCCAUCGAUCUUCGUCAACACGCCGCCACCACCACUUCCACCAAAAACCUACAGAGUCACUAAGAAGCCGUAG
This is a messenger RNA of Caenorhabditis briggsae, 1320 nucleotides long. Gene Ontology annotation, biological process: small GTPase-mediated signal transduction. The record is from RefSeq and is a predicted model, not a curated record. Gene Ontology annotation, molecular function: guanyl-nucleotide exchange factor activity. NCBI's taxonomy places the organism in Eukaryota, Metazoa, Nematoda, Chromadorea, Rhabditida, Rhabditidae. The transcript has 8 exons. The coding region runs from base 1 to 1320 and encodes 439 amino acids.